Lynx canadensis (Canada lynx) is the source of this 1949-nucleotide messenger RNA. RefSeq names its product endothelial cell specific molecule 1 (gene ESM1). Bases 903 to 1451 code for a protein of 182 amino acids. The transcript has 4 exons. Lineage: Eukaryota; Metazoa; Chordata; Mammalia; Carnivora; Felidae. The record is from RefSeq and is a predicted model, not a curated record. Gene Ontology annotation, cellular component: extracellular region.
CCCAGUGGGCUCAGAGUCCAGCAUGGAAGCAGUCAGCCAUUCUUGAGGAGGCACUGCUUCCCUUAGUGGGGGCAUGCCCUCUCAGGUGAGCAGCUCCCCUCCUUCUCACGUACAUCUGGCAUAUCUUACCACUUUACCCGCUUAGGUCACUGGAUUGGUACCUGUAUGUGUUUGAUUUUGCAGUCCUUAUUCCAGUCUCUAGAAACAGUCUGUUUCAGGGUUCGAGUCCUGGCUUCACCGUUUGCUAACUUUGUGCCCCUGGACAAGUUACGUAACCCCUCAAGGCCUCAGUUUUCUCACCUCUGAAGUGGGGAUAAGAAUAGCCCCUACCUCUUGAGGCUGCUUUGAAAAUUCAACGUGGCACUCCUUAUAAAGCGCUCUACACGGUGUCUGACACACGGAGCUUCUUUCGUCCUGAUGAUUCACGUCGAUGUCAUUUUCCUCCUGACUCCAGAGGCUCUGAGACAAAGCCACAGCCCAAGUGAUAUGCCGGUGUCAGAACAAUUCCUGUCCCGAAGGAAGGUAUGCAACCUUCUUUAUUCCCCCUUCACAGACGUCCUUGAGCCCUCGAGACGGAUGUGAGCGAGUUUUUCAGUGCUCAUGCAAAACAACCAUCUAAACAUAACAGAUGACAUCAGCUUGGGCUUUUCAAUUCCUGGAUGGCAGCGGCGUGUUAAUCCAGCCUUCAUCCUGGAUUUCAUAAACUAAAACAAGAGAGCCUGGCAAGAGGACAGCGCUGCUGCUGGGUUGAGGAAAUUGAUGACGGGGAAGCAUGCGGGCAACCCAGUGUAUAAAGCUCAUAAACGUGUAGGCAGAGGCUCGGCUACCACUUUGGACAGCUGCUUCCCGCCAGCAGAGAACCACGCCGCCCGCAGGGAGCUGAGCCAGAGCCGGCGGGAAACAUGAAGAGCCUCUUGCUGCUAGCCACGCUCCUGGUACCGGCGCACCUGGCGACGACCUGGAGCCCCAAGUACGCGGUCGACUGCCCCGAGCGAUGCGACCGCGCCGAGUGCAAAAGCAGCCUGGGCUGCAAGCGGACAGUGCUGGACGACUGCGGCUGCUGCCGGGUGUGCGCCGCGGGCCUGGGCGAAACCUGCUACCGCACCGUCUCCGGCAUGGACGGCGCCAAGUGUGGCCCGGGGCUCAGGUGUCAGUUUUACAGUGAGGAAGAUGACUUUGGUGACGAGUUUGGUAUCUGCAAAGACUGUCCCUACGGCACCUUCGGGAUGGAAUGCAAGGAGACAUGCAACUGUCAGUCUGGCAUAUGUGACAGAGUGACUGGCAAAUGUCUGAAAUUUCCCUUCCUCCAAUAUUCAGUAGCCAAGACUUCCAACAGGAGACUUGUUUCAACAGAGCAUGACAUGGCAUCCGGAGACGGCAAUACUGUGACAGAAGAACUUGUAAAAAAGAAUACCCGCUCGCCUGUAAUGAAAUGGUUAAAUCCUCGCUGAGCCUGGGUGGGGUUUCUGAGAGAAGACUCUUAUCUUAAUGGUCAUUCAACACACAGCCAACAUUUUAGGAACUGUCUAGAUUAUAGCAUAUGGACAUGUGAUAUCGGGAGGCCAAGUGUGGGGGUCCAGAAAAAAAAAAUAAUAAAGUAGGCUACUAACAAUCCAUAAAAUGCAUAUGACUGAACACUUUUAGAUCUUUGUGAAAUAUAUGAAUACAUACAGAUUUGUUAAAUACGUGUUUAUAGUAAUACUGAAGAACGGAAAACACAAUUUAGAUCAUAUUAACGUGGACGCAGAUCAGCCCCAGAGGGAGCUAAAGCUGAAGGCCACAGUGCCUGUGACUCGGAUGUGCAUUGAUGCUGGGAUACAGGAUGGAGGGAGAGUUCGGAGCAAGAGAAGGUGGGGGCGGGUGGGGGAGUAUGGUAUUUAGGUCUUCCUUGUAGUAGCACCAAUAGAAUUUAAUUGUGCUUUUUUUUUUUUUUUUUAACUUUGGGAAAA